CUGUUUUAGGUAUUAGUAGCCAUUUGGCAUCUGUUAUUCUAAUUUUAUCUUUUUGUACUAGUGUUUGGCUACAUUUUACGUUUYACUAAGUGUUCUUAUUUCAGCUCCUUCAUCGCUCAGAAAAGAAUUAUUUUUAAAUAUUUUUGUUUAUUUUUGAUCCAUUUCCUCCUCACUGUUGUCUUUAUCUUUCAUGUCAUCUGUAAUUGAUGUCCUUCUUGACUCAGCCUGGGCUCGAACACACGGCCUCAGAGUUGUGAGACCACAGCCCUGACCACCGAGGCCCUGGUAGACCGAGGGUCCUGAAUCAUUUCUGCCCACCAGAGGGCAGCGUGUGAUCACUAAAACUCAGUUAUUUAGGCUCACAGCUGGUUGUGCUUUCAUGCAGCUGUCUUCUUACCUUAUCAAUCAAAUAAUCAGAUAAUGGGCUGACUUUAUAGAUCGUAACUUCCUUCCUAGAAUUAACGCUGAUGUCUGCUGGGUUUUCGGGGAUUUCUGAGCUUUCAGUUUCCUUCAUGAAGGAACUGUUUCCUCAUAUUACAUGUGCCUCUUUAAUGAACAGCAUAUUGUUUUUAAAUAACAAUCAACAACCGUGAGAAGAGUUUUAGGGAAAAAAACAAACUGUUGGUAGGUUUCUGUCUUCUCUGUUGAUUCAUCCUUCAGACAGAGUUGUAAUGACUGAAACCCUCGCUGGUUUGUUUUAGUCUCGUCUCCUUUUUAUUUUUUUGUGAAAAUACACAAUCCAACCUCUAAAAGGCACCCAGACGCAGGACGGUCCACCACACGGCCCUGCCCUGCCGGAUCUCCAUCCCACGAAGUUCACACUGACUAUUUUUAGCCUGGCUCGUCUCAGGUGGCUCCCUGCCCGGACCUGGCAGGGUGACACCUUCGCAGCCRCCAGGUAAAAGUGGCGGCGGGUCGGUAAGACCCUCUGGAGGCUUGUCGAGGGGGCAGCAGUGUCUCUGCAGGCAGAGUCUGCCCGGGUAAAGUCUGCUCGCGUUCAGCCCUGCGGCCGUUAUUUUCAUUUCCUGGGCGGAGAGCUUCUCGCUCUAUUAGACGGCGAACAGGAACAAGAAAAACAGAGUUAGAGGAGAGAGAGAGAGAGAGAGGGUUAUCUGAGCUCAGAGCUCCCCACAGAUCACUCUGUGAGCAGCAAGCUGUGGCAGGCAGCAGGGGAAAGCCAAGCAGCAGGAAAAGGUUGCAGGCAGGGAGCUGUGUCAGAGGAGACGCCAGGGGAGAAGGUGUGAAGGCAGGAAAGAGGUGAAACCCAUGGAUGGAUAGAAGAGAAGGAGGACAGACGUGAGUCUGGAUGGUACUCUGGUGUAAAGAGGUGUGUCUGACUUCUAAUAACUUUUCCCCCAACAAGGACAGAGUUCCCUUGAGAACUGGACCUUUAAACGUCUGCUAUCAGGCUUGUUUUAGCCUCAUCGUAUCAUAGCCUCGGCACACAGACAGAUAUCCUGUUGUUACCAUGUUUGAGACGGAUAGAGAGGCAGCUGGUGGAACGACCAGGACGUGUUGAAAGAGAUCACCAUAUUCUCUGUAGAAAAGAGGUAGUGAAAGCUGAAAGCAGAGCAUGUUUGUCACUAGCUUAACCGUCGGCGUGUAGGUGUAUUUUUAAUUCCUUCUUCGUCUUCUCCUCAUCUCGCAUAUCUCCAAUCAACAGUUUGACCUGUCCAGAGCAGYCCUGAAUGGUCUCUGGUGGUACGUUUGGGUCAGCGGGGACAGGAAGCAGCGACAGGUUGACGGCCUCGGGCGUAGAAAGUAAGUGGUUUGGKUUUCUGCCAACACCAGUUAUCAUUUUGCUGAUUGGACUCCGGUUCUGCUCACGUUUGUUCUGGUCGCCUCCGGGGAGGUGUAAUGAGAGACUGGUGGUCUGAUCCAGGGCUGAGCGGACACGUGGAGGCGUAUAAACGGGCUCUGAGUAAGACGGGCUUGCUUUAAAGUUGCAGGUGGAGGCUUGUGGCUGAGAAGGACUGUGUGAAUGUUGUAACAACGUUGGUGGACRGUGAAUUAGCUCUGCGGGGAUUCUGCAGCUUUCUUCUGGACUGACUUCACAGUGUUGGACGUUGGUGUUCUCCUGAGUUUGGGUAGUCUCUGCCUGCUUCWACGCAAACAGGACAGGAGUCGGGCGGUUUUCACGACAACUGUGGYGCCUGUCGUUGUGAGUUUUCUGGACUCUCCACACUGCUGUAAUUGUUGUGUUGUGUGCAAACACCUUGCGUCAGUCACACCUCUCCACGGAGUGAUUCACCGGCUCCCCAAGCAUCCCCGGCUGGAGGCAGGCAGGGAAAGAAAAAGGGAAGCGAGAACUCCCCGAGAGUCAGAAUGGACCUUAGAGUGAAAGCUGUGGCCAUGAGGUUUGGGUUUGUGCUGCUGGUGGCCGCGCAGAUGCUGGACACGAUGAGCGGUAUGUCCACGUGUAAGACUCUGGACCAAGAGAUAGUUCGGCAGAAGCGCAUCGAGGCCAUCAGGAGCCAGAUCCUCAGCAAGCUUCGCCUGCCAAAAGCACCUGAAGCAAAUGAGACCGGAGACAAGGAGGAGAUCCCCACCUCUCUGCUGUCGCUCUACAACAGCACCAAGGACAUGCUGAAGGAGCAACAGAUCGAGGUCCAGAGCACCAUCUCCCCCGAGCAGGAGGAGGAGGAGUACUUCGCCAAGGUUCUGAACAAGUUCAACAUGACCACCACAAAUCUCACAGACAGCUCCAAAAUCAUGUUCUUCAACAUGUCGGAGGUGCGGCGCAGCGUGGGGGACGCGGCCCUGCUGACGAGCGCCGAGCUGCGGAUGCUCAUCAAGAACACGCGGGUACGGGAGGAGCAGCGGGUGGAGCUGUACUACAGCUCCGGAGGCUCGCCUCGGUACCACGCCUCCCGCUUCAUCACCAACUCGAUGAAAGAAAAAUGGCUGUCCUUUGAUGUGACUGAACCCCUGCAGCACUGGCUGCAGCAGACAGAGGAGGAGCAGAGCUUCCAGCUGCGUGUGUUCUGUGAGUGCGGCCAGCCCGGCAGCAUCUUCAGUUUUUCCAUCUCCGGCACGGAUCAUAUCCGCGGCGACACGGCGACCAUGCGGCAGAGGUCGGAGCAGCCGCCCUACGUCCUGACCAUGUCCAUCCCCCAGAACAUGAGCGCCCGCCUCACCUCGCGCACGAAACGCUCCACUGCCGCACAGGAGACCUGCACAGCACAAACGGAGACCUGCUGCGUGCGGAGCUUGUACAUCGACUUCAGGAAAGACCUAGGCUGGAAGUGGAUCCACAAGCCCACAGGCUACCACGCCAACUACUGCAUGGGCUCGUGCACCUACAUCUGGAACGCUGAAAACAAAUAUUCUCAGAUCAUGGCKCUCUACAAGCAUCACAACCCGGGAGCGUCGGCCCAGCCGUGCUGCGUCCCCCAGGCUCUGGAGCCGCUGCCCAUCCUGUACUACGUGGGCCGACAGCACAGGGUGGACCAGCUGUCCAACAUGAUCGUGAAGUCCUGCAGGUGUGGCUAAAAAGGACGACGAAGCCCCCCCUCCCCGAGCCGCCUCCUCUGAUGGAAGCAGUUGUUUCUGACGCUGCGAAGAGGAGUGAGUGAUGAAGAAAAACACACCGGGACAAAAACAGACGUUCAGCUUUUCUCCUGCGACUGAUCACACGGGAUGAAAUCCACCAAGUGGUCAUUCUGUACAUAAACCCYGCCCCCUUUUUGUUUUUUUGCAUAUGUCUGCCAUGAAAUAAUUUAAUUUAUUUGUUCAAUGGACAGACAGAGUGAAACUGUGUCGGUUUGACACAGGAAAAAUUAACUUUUUUUUGUUAAAAAAAAGGGACAAAACAGCAAAAUAAAAGCUCCCAGAGGAGCUGAGAGAAAACCCUUCAGUCUCAGGUGGAGAGCUGUGGUCAUGUCGGGGUUUUCCUGGAGAAAAAGGAUGCAGGUGAUGUGUUCAGGUUACAUCGUAAAAAACAAAAACCCCCUCAGAGGGAAUGUCCACGCUGGAGCGGACCUGUCCUUUCAUUUCUUUUUAUGUAAACACUUCCUGUCUGUUAACCUGCUAAAACACCAGGAAGCUGCUUUGUCAACAGGUUAACAUUAAAACACAAACAUUUAUUCUUCUCACCGUCACAAACCACCGUCUCAACAGGAACGCUUUCAUUUUAACUCAUUUAAUUCGACAACUCACAUUAACAAUAACGUUUUUAAAAGUUUUCAUAUUUUUAUAG
Messenger RNA from Austrofundulus limnaeus, 4198 nucleotides. It is a transcript of the gene tgfb1a, whose product is annotated as transforming growth factor, beta 1a. Gene Ontology annotation, molecular function: transforming growth factor beta receptor binding; cytokine activity; growth factor activity. Gene Ontology annotation, cellular component: extracellular region. Lineage: Eukaryota; Metazoa; Chordata; Actinopteri; Cyprinodontiformes; Rivulidae. The record is from RefSeq and is a predicted model, not a curated record. Gene Ontology annotation, biological process: regulation of cell population proliferation; transforming growth factor beta receptor signaling pathway.